This is a messenger RNA of Amoebophrya sp. A120, 4249 nucleotides long. NCBI's taxonomy places the organism in Eukaryota, Dinophyceae, Syndiniales, Amoebophryaceae. The record is from the annotation of a GenBank genome assembly.
GGGACGAGGGGUGCAGUUGAUUUUCGUAUUUUUUGACGCACAUGCACGACGUCUGCAAGAAAACGUUCAUAGGGUCGAACACAAAUGACACCCCAGGAUAAGAACAAGAGCCGUGUCUUACAAACUACGUCUACGGGCGUCGGCGUGCAGAAGAAGCUGAAAAGCUUUCACUUGAGGAGCAGAGAUAUUGCCUCGUCGUCCAAAAUCAAAAGCGACCUGCAAUACCCGCUUUUCAAAUAGGAGCCCGAAGGCUACGCCGACGAGGAUGUGGAUCCUGCGGUUGAGCCAAGAAUUCGACUUCGAUGUCGCGGGAGAGAACAUCACCUACGAUGACUACAGCCGCACAGGAACUUCAAGUAGCUCAACAAGCGGGAAUAGACAUUCAUCAGGCUCGUCUUCUUCUUCCUCCUCUUACGGAGACAACAGCACAACGACAGACGGAUCGUCCUCGACGAACAAGCUUCUCCCCAGCCCAGACGAACGAUGGCUGCGAAGGAACUCCUCGGAGACAUCAAGCGCCAGCAAGUCGCUCCAAGCGGCCAGCGUCCCACUCAUGACGACGAAGCGCACACACGAGGUGCAGGUCCCGGAACAUUGGCUGGGGAACUUGAUAGGAGGAAAUCAAAACAACUCUGGUUGCGCCGGACGAGCGACUGCAGUAUCAGACCACGCGGCUCCGAGACUAGGACCAGAACAACAUCCCACGGGCGAAAUUCUUGAUGCACCACCCAUCCCCACCACAACGCGGAAGCGCACCAUCGCCGCGUCGGUGUUUUACGGCACGGAUUCGCAGAAACAUGGAAACAAACCCGUGGUGGAAAGAGGGGUAGAGCCUGUGUGCUACUAUGUGACGGUCUACAACCAGGAAAGGGUUUGCGAAAUCAACUUUCCGCAGAACUCGCCGAGCAAGAAUGUUAUCAAUUGCGACACGUGCUUGCGGUUUCUCCAGUUUCUCGCGUUGACAGACAGUGCAGUGGUGAGUGUGACCGGGGACGAUGAUCGAGCUACAUCUUCCUCGUCUAGCAAGAAGUUGUUUUAUCACAAUGAGGUGGAGGAGGACCACCAACAUCUCCAUGAUGACCCCGCCUCGGCCCCGACAACGGCGUCGGACGCUGAUUCUCCGUUGAAUCAGGAAGAAGAUCUCCUGGCCGGUGACACACUAGCAGCUGCUCAAAAUCAGAUGCAAAUUAAUCCAGCGCUGCUUUCCCCAACCUCCUUCGCCCUCGGGUCAGCGAGAACGUGUAGUACCUCCGCGAGCACGGUGGAAAAGGCGUAUAUGUGCUCUUCUUCGGACAGACGUGCGGAACAAAGCGGUAGCUGCGCUGGUGGGCCGGACACUUCGCCAGAAUUGUUGUCGCGCACAUCAAGCAAGAGCCGGGUCCUCGUGCCCCACAGCGCACGAAGUUUUCGUGCAGCAGAUGCAUUAGCGCAAGUUUUUCACGACGAAGUAGGUGGUGCAUCUUCAACACCAGAGAACGACGGAUAUAAUUUUUCGCAAACCUCCACACUAACCGACUCGCAGCGGCGGUUGCGGCAGUUCGACAAAAGUCUUCUGCACGGCAAAUCCGACGACCUGAUGAACUGGCACUGCUUGAAAUGCGACAGCCGCCAGUUUUUCACCUCGAAAUUCAACGAAAAGGACAGCCGCCGCCGCAAUCCGGGCGGUGCGACCGCGGGAAUCACGGGGUCGAGCGCGGCCUUCGCUUGUUCCGGCGGCGCGGUGGUGUUACGGGACGAGGCCUUGGUGCAGUUGAUUCUCGGCGCCGAGAUUUUUGGCUAUGCGGAAAUUCUGACCGACUUCGUCGACCGAUUGGCGUCGGAGUUAGAAACGCAGACCAUUCUGACGGUCGCGCAGACGGUGUUUCUCGGGUGUUACCUGAAAAAAGCCGCACUUCGGCAGGAGUCGUACUGGCUGUUGCGACACUACAUCACGCACGGUGCGCCAGGCCUGUACAUCGGAACCCAAACCCCGAGCAGCACUGCGACGUCCUCAUCGGCUGCACCAAGUAGUACAGCCACCUCGACGGCGGGGACUUUGGCGGGAAAGCUGCUGUCCACGUUUGGCGCGGAUACUACAGCAGCUACAGGCAGUGUGGUGUCCAACAAUGAGUUCGAUUACAACGCACCGAAUCACCACCACCACCAACAAGACCCCUCGAUCCUGGCUUUGUCGAAGACGAGAAAAACCUACAAUGCGAACAACGGAGUUUGCAAUGUGUUUUACGACGGUGGAUUUUUGAAGUUCUCGGAAAUCAACAUCGAGAUUUCGAAAAUUUGGAACGACUUCGAAAAGUUAGAGAAGAAGGAAAAAUUGCAGCACGCGCAACCAGCGCCCGGGUUUUCGCUUUGCAAGAUCCGGGUUUUGCGGGACGGAAAAGACAUCUACCCACAGGUUUACCAGCUAUUACGUGACCACGACGACGAGCUGUUGUUGCAGGCAAUCAAGGAGUAUCAACUGCAAAUAUGCCUGCUGGGUGUGGAAGAUUGUAUUGCAGGUUUUGCAUGGUCAUGGACCAGAAGGUCUGGCAUGCAGGGAGUAGCAUCACAGGUUCUGCAAGGGCUUUGUGAUGCCUCUUCUGCAUGAGAAAUCUGCUUGCAGCGUGGCCAAAAAUGGACAGUUUUUGCUACCGGUGCAUGACAGAUUUUUGUCCGACUGGCAGAGAGCAUCACAAGUUUGCACCUUUCCAGAGGACCCAGGAGACAUUUUUGCAAUGCAUAAAGAGUCCGACAACGGCGCGAUCCGCAUCUACAGCUGCAGUAAGAAGUGGACGAGCAGCAAAACUACAUCAAGUGCGACGAGACCGUCGUCCUCCAGCGCUGCGACAGCCCAGCCGGCAAUGCCAAGCAAGAGUGGUGGCCAGAACUUUGGCACCAGGAGUCUCGACGAGGAUGAGGAUGACCUCUCGUCCUGGGCGGCAGAUUUGUCGAGUUCAUCGUCGACCGCCGCCCCUGCGGCUGCAAACCUAGAAAGGUGUAGCGCUGGUGGUGGUGACGAAGCAGCCGCAGCUACUGCUACAAUUUCCGGUACAAACAGGACGAGUGUUGACCACGAGGAAAGCUGCGGGAUGCGAACGGAGAUGGAGGGCUGGAGCGUCCGGGACUUUGCAAGGCAUUUCGUCGGGGAAGUGCGGGUGAACUUCUGGGGAACGAAAUUCGAGGUACGGAUAAUAUUUUUUUGUGUUGCUAGUGCUACAACAACUUGAUCACGAUUUGUAGAAGAAACUGAAACCUGUAUACGUUUUCUUGUUUGAUGGCACCGAACACAAAAAGCAAUCAAGCGAUCUCAUAAACACGAAAUCAACAGCUGAUCGACUACACCUACGCCAGCCCGGCCGGCAGCGCUCCCGCCCCCAACGGCAUGCCCCCGAGCGGGAGACGGUUCGAUCUGGGUUUUGAAGUCAACUUGCAGGGCUGCGUACCGUAUGAAUUGUAAAAAUGUCUGGGUCUGGAAGUAGAGUGCCAGGCUUGUCAUGCGGGUUUUCCAUGACCCAUGAGGUCUGCUAUGUAGGACAUAGCAUGACAGAUUUUGUGAGAGUUCUAUCAUGCCUAUCCUGCAUGAGAAACUCCCUCCAAACUUGGUCGAAAGUGGACUGUUUUUGGCACUCAUGCAACACAGAUUUCUGCAUGAUUCAGAUUUAGCAUGACAAGUUGCAAUCUUCCAGACCCAGACAUUUUUGCAAUCCAUAUACCGCGGAAGAUCACCUGUAAGUUUCAUCACGCGCCGGUGAAAGAGGUGGAAGAGGGCGAGGAGUCAGGUAUGUUGAAUGCGGUUUCUGCAUGACGAAUCAUAAACUUUUUGCUGAAACCUCUUCAGCAUCAUAAGUUGGUGAAAUUUGUGAUGCUUUUUGUACAUGAUAUGCGGGAAAUUUGUACUGCACAUUCAUAAACAGCCUCCGCCUCCAGCAGCGGGUUUUUCUUCAGCUCGAACCCAGCGCCACGCCCAUCGGCGCCAAGAACCACUUCUAACCCACAAGAGAGCACCUCCAGAAGCACGGAAACUUACACCAACAUCGAACCGCGCUGGAACGAGAAGCAGGGGAGCUACGUACUCCCCUUCUAUGGCCGUGUGAAGAAGUCUUCCGCGAAAAACUUCCAGCUGGUGGAGGGUUCGAAUGAGAAAGAAAUCCUGUUGCUGUUCGGCAAGAUCAAACGGGAAUGGUUCGCGUUGGACUUCCGGCACCCGCUGAGCCCGCUAGACGCGUUCGGGAUCGCAAUCGCGUCCUUGGCGAAAAAACGGGCGGUGAAUUAG